UCUGACUUAAACACGCUCAGUGAUAUUUAAAUUGUAAACAAAUCACACAACAAGUUCUUUUUAUCAUAGGUUCAUCAGCUUCUUUACGAAAUGUGUUGAGAUUGUGGGUGGGGGAGAAAUGAAUCAAUAAAUAAAAGAUAUAGGAUGUUAUAAAAUACAACAAACGUUUGAAAUUGCAAUUGCAAUUAAAUGCUGUUGUUAUUAGGAUUGUAAGCGCUUUUCGUACGUUCCAGAGAGUUGAAUAAGAAACGUAAGAAGACAUCACAUAUGGAGGUAAGAAGGCCCCUGGAGGGGAACGUGGAAGAAGAGGGGAAAGGAUGAGGGGUGUCAGUGUUCUGUGGAAGGGCGGGGAAGAAGCUACUGCACAUUCGCACGUGACGUGAGCCCGACACUAGUGGCAUCUUGAGAGUUGGAACGUACUUCAAGGCGGUGGCGCUUUCGACUGUUACAGCACAUCACCUGAAAUGACUGUAUUGAGUCCAUCAGAAAGGAGUUGAAAAUAGGAAAAAAACACUAUAGUUUACCGCGGGGCUCGCGAUGUAGUCGGACUCAGUUGGCGACUGCUCACGUAGAAGUUACCACAUGCCGAUCAGUGGCAGCAGGCGGUUCUUGGCUAAGACACGCGGCUAAUCAGUUCGUCCACAAGACUUUGAGUACAGUACUGCACUGGCUCACCGUUCAGAUCUCUCUCAGUGGCCAGACAAUUCACACUGUUUUGUCCGGAGCAGCGUUUAAAGAAGUUGGAAGCUGCUCUAGGCGACAGUGUUAGCUCUGCGUGGCUUUGUAGCGUGUGAAUUCGUCUCGUUGUGUGGUGAACUACGUGUAACUUGAAACUUUGGCUCUGACUCUCUCAUGCACAUGCAGUCCUGUUUGGAAUUUCACCAUCCUGAUGUAGGCUUCCCGAGGUAUCCCCGGACAUCACCUUACGCCGUGUCGAUAAAGCAAGAAAACGGGUUAGCCGAGCCCGGCUACCCACCAGCUGCUACCCUGGGGUCCCCACCCUCGUCGGGUUCCAGUACAGGGUCGGAGAGUUUUUACGGUGGUCAACAUUGCUAUUUUUCGGGCAAAAACGUGGACUCCUACAAUACAGUCCCCAGACUCGGAGUUCUUGGUGGUUCAGCGUCCAUGUAUUCGAAAGCGGCUCUAGUAUGGCCUCCUACUCCAGACUCGUAUGUUAAGUCACCGGGCCUGUCUGCUCCCAACUCAGCUGCCCCUGUUCGCCCGGUGUCACCCUCAUCAGGCCUCGUGCACUGGAUGUCUAUGAUGGCUGACCAUGCCCACGUGAAUUUGCCCUCGCACCCUUCACCGCAUGAUGUUCAUUAUAUGUGGAAUGGAGUUGAGACAAAAAUGAAUAACCCAGACCAUCAAAGUACCCCUCAAAUGCAGAAAGGCCAAGGCAGCACGUUGGAUGAGGGGCGGUCACCCCCGAUGGAAUCGCCACAGAUGCACAAUAUGUAUGGCAGCCAUGGAAACGGCAACAGUGGUAGUCCCCCAGUGUCCAGUCCCAGCUCUGGUAGCUCCAUGCUGGUUGUUCCACAGCCAAUCAACGCGGCUACUAAAAACCCUGCCUCUAUAAACUCUGGCAAUGCUGCCACCAAUGGAACAGGUCGGAAAUACCAAUGUAAAAUGUGUCCUCAGAUCUUUGGUUCCAAGGCAGACUUGCAGCUACACACUCAGAUUCACAUGCGUGAAGCCAAACCCUACAAGUGUUCCCAAUGCUCCAAGGCCUUUGCCAACUCUUCUUACCUGUCCCAGCACACAAGGAUUCACCUGGGAAUCAAGCCGUACCGCUGUGAAAUCUGCCAGCGGAAGUUCACCCAACUGUCCCACCUACAGCAGCAUAUUCGGACCCACACUGGGGACAAACCAUACAAGUGUCGCCAUCCUGGUUGCAACAAGGCCUUCAGUCAGCUCUCUAAUCUCCAGUCUCAUUCUCGCUGCCACCAGACUGACAAGCCCUACAAGUGUAAUAGCUGCUACAAGUGUUUCAGUGAUGAAGCCAGUCUUCUGGAGCACAUCCCUAAACAUAAGGAAUCGAAACAUCUUAAGACACAUAUUUGCCAGUUCUGUGGAAAGUCCUACACGCAGGAAACAUUUCUAGCUAAGCACAUGCAGAAGCAUGCAGAUAGGAUGGACAAGAGGUCUCAUUCAUCUCUCGGCAACAACACGGCAACAACACCUCCGACACCUGUAUCUCGGACCCACAUGGAUAACUAUUGGUCAAAAAAUACUGCUCCCACACCAGGACCGGAAAAUUCAUAUUCUGAGAACUCUUCAACUGCAGCUAUUGUAGCAGCUGCUGCUCACCAUACUGCUCACCCUCACGUUCCAGAUACGUGUCUCCAGUCCCCGAUGGGGGAUCAGCCACGGCUUCAUAUAACGUCUAGAGAUUUGGAUCACAGACAGCCUCUAGGAAGUGGAGGGAACGGAAACACUACCAAUAGCAACCAUAAUCUCCGUGAACAUUCGGAGAUGGGACAUAGUGGCCAUCUUGGACCUUCUCAUUUACACUAUGACGGAAGUUCACUCUCUGUCAGCAGCAGUAAGACCACUUCAGCCUUCACCCCUAUCCAGUCGGGGAUGUUACCAAUCUCUUCGGGCUCACAGUUGUCAUUACCAACUGGACCAUCACGAUCAUAUUUUCCCUACGAGCCCGUCAAUUUUCCUAAAACCCCUUCACAGGUGAGCUCGAUGGAUUUGAAACCUGCUCAUAACUCCUUUCCCAAUCAGCUGAUCUCCUUACAUCAAAUAAGGAACUAUGCUUCCAUGCCAUCAAUGGCAGGAGGAGAACAUCCGAUCACUCUUAAAGACAAGGGCCAAUUGCUAUGGUUAGUCGAAGCCAGCAUGGAUGACACGAAACUUCCCAAACCAUCACCACUGCUUGCUCAGAUAUUCUUGCACAAGUCUGCCAUGCAGCAUCAUGCCCGGGAAGUCCAUCGUGGUGAUGUCAAACCCCACCAGUGUCAACAGUGUCUGAAGACUUUCUCGUCCAACCAUCAAUUGACCCAACACCUCCGAGUUCACACGGGCGAGAAGCCUUACAAAUGUUCAUAUUGUGACCGUCGUUUCAAACAACUUUCACAUGUUCAACAACAUACCAGACUUCAUACAGGAGAACGACCUUACAAAUGUCACGUCCAUGACUGUGGACGUGCAUUUAUUCAAUUGUCCAACUUACAGCAACAUUUGAGAAAUCAUGACAACCAAAUGGAGCGAUCAAAAAACAGACCAUUUAGUUGCAACAUCUGUGGUAAGGGUUUUGCUUCAGAAAGCAGCUUAAGAACCCAUCGAUCAAAACAACAUGCAUCCUUACUUGGAGGAUCUACUUCACAGUCUUGCCCUGUUUGUCACAAGAUCUGCAUGAAUGGAGAGGCCCUGAUGGAGCACAUGCGAAUUACCCAUAAGGACCCAAAUGCUUCAGGGACUCCAAACAAGCGUCGGACAACCACCUACCCUUGUCCUGUUUGUGGAAAAAGCUAUGUCAAUGAAGGAUCACUGCGAAAACACAUCACCAGUCACCCAGAGUCAGCUUCAACUAACUCAUCACUGCGAGUUUGGCCAUGUUCCGUAUGCCAAAGUGUAUUCACCCAAGAGAGUGGCUUACUUCAUCACAUGGAACAAAUGAGGAUGGAUCCAAAGCACCAGUUUGCUGCUCAGUACGUGUUAAGUCGAGCAGCAGCUGAAAGAAGAGAGAAAGAAGCUGGCACUACUAGUAACUCCAGUGUGACUGAAAACAGCAGUAUUUCCAGAGGAGGUUCCAGUAGCUCAUUUAGCACAAUGGGUGGAGCUCCACUACUUUCACCCAAUAAUAAUGCUUUGCCUAAAAUCUUCAAUUCCAGCAGAAUAUUAUUGUUUUAUAGAUUUUAUUUUAUACUUUAUUUUGAAAUACCUUGUACUUCCAAUAUGUGGUUGCUAUCACUCAUUGAUAAGCUUGUGAUGUUAUACUAUUUAAUUUUUUUGUUUUUUAUUUCUUUGCUGGUAGUUUGUAGCAAGGUUUAUUUUACUUUUUUCUACCCAAUGUGGAUUAAAAGAUAUAUGCUAGCUAAUUUCAAUGUUCUCUCCUGUUUUUUUUUUCCAUCUUUUUCUUAAGGUGCAUGUUAAAUUUUUUCAUAACAUAAAAGGAACACAUGAUUACAUCUCUUACAACAUUAUUUCCCCACAUUGAAUUGAAAGAACAUUUAAGAUCAAAGUUGAUUCCGUGAAAUUUGAUACUGAAUUUCUGACAUUCUUCAUACUUUUCAACUUAGUUUUGAUUAACUUUUUCCAGAACACUUUGAAACAGAUAUACAGUUCCUGUAAUAUCUUCCAUAGUGCUUAUUUUGUCCCCAAGAAUAUAUAAAGAUGUUACUUUGGUUUGAAACAAAUGCACCACUAUUGUUGUAUAGAAGAUUGUUUAAUUACAUUGUGUGUUCAUGAAAUUUUACACCUACAUGUUUUACAUAAUUUUCAUCUCACACUGUGCCAUAUUUACUGAAUAUCACAACAGAUGAUUACACUCCUAGUAAACCUAAUACUUGCAAGAUGGACUGAUAUUAAGUAAGUAUAUGUAUUUAAAUUAAGUUUUGCCAUACAGUAUACUCUAUUGCUUGUAGCUUAUUAUUUGAAUGAUUCCACAAUUUUUGUUUUACAGAAUAUAGACAAAACCAUUCCUAACAUGACUAGUAGUUUGACAAACAAUUUUAAACAGAACAUGACUGAUUGUCAUUUUAAACACAUAAUGUAGGCAAAUUAAUAUGUACAAAAUAUACAUGGACUGUUCUCAGUGUUAAAUACUCUUUUCUUUAACUACAGGCUUUCAGCUUUUUUACAGGAACUGUCAUUGGGCAACAGUAUAUUGAAUAAUGCAAAUUGUUUCUCUAUGGAGCACCUUUUUUGUUAUUUAAAGAAAGGUGUCUAAGCAACAUUUCUGACAGUACCAGCUAUCUGGUAUUAAAUCUGUCAAAAUGCUGAAAAUGAAUUAUGAUGUACAGCAUUAACAAUCAAUCAUUUAAACUUUUACAUAAAUGAAAAAAUCAGAGCUUGAUCUUUUUAGCUGUAUAACAAUAUAAAUGUCUUACGUACUGU
Messenger RNA from Limulus polyphemus (Atlantic horseshoe crab), 5064 nucleotides. RefSeq names its product zinc finger protein rotund-like. NCBI's taxonomy places the organism in Eukaryota, Metazoa, Arthropoda, Merostomata, Xiphosura, Limulidae. The transcript is spliced from 12 exons. The coding region runs from base 853 to 4089 and encodes 1078 amino acids. Gene Ontology annotation, biological process: regulation of transcription by RNA polymerase II. Gene Ontology annotation, molecular function: DNA-binding transcription factor activity; RNA polymerase II cis-regulatory region sequence-specific DNA binding. The record is from RefSeq and is a predicted model, not a curated record.